This is a messenger RNA of Onthophagus taurus, 834 nucleotides long. The record is from RefSeq and is a predicted model, not a curated record. NCBI's taxonomy places the organism in Eukaryota, Metazoa, Arthropoda, Insecta, Coleoptera, Scarabaeidae.
GGCGAUCCCCGGGGAACUACUCGAUACGGAAUUGGUUAAUACAAUAAUGAACGAAGAUGAUGAUGAGUUGACGAAGAAUACGGAUACUUUAGAAAAUUUAGCUGAUACUAACCUAGCUGAUGAUUUAGCGGAUUCUUUAACUGGCGGAAGUAGUUCUAAAGAUACCAAAGAUGAAUUCAGUGAUAUUCUUGGACCUCAUUUCAAUUUUCCGAAUAUUAAUAGUAAAGACGUUGAAGACAUUUUUAAGGGUGUUUUAACUGAUGAAUCACAAGAAUCCCAAGAAAGUAGCGUUUUCUCAACAAAUUCCACCACCGUUUUUAAUCCAGCUACACCAGCUCCACAACAGCAAUCUCCAAUUAUUCCACAUCCAAUCCCAACCCCAGCAGUUCGCCCAUCAACUUUAUCUAAUAUUAACCAGAAUACUUUAAAUUCACCGAUGAGUUUUCCACCACAAUCACCAUAUCAUUCUGAAUAUAGCAAUAGUCCCCAAUUUAGUCCAGCAUUUUCCGAACCACCAAGUCCUUGGGUGUCUGUAAAUGAUGGCAUGGAUAUGGAUGGAGCGUUAGCCCCGUCUAAUAAUCAAAGAUCGUCGGAAAAAAUGAAAGCUGAUGAAGGUUUGGGGGGUGGAGCAACGAUUUCCGCAGUUUUAUACGCGAAUACAAACCACCCCGAAUGGAAAUCUGAAUAUCCCGCUUGGAGUGAUCGUUACAAACAAAUUAUAAAGAAAUGGCGUACAUUAACCAACGAGCAAAAAGCGCCGUUUUUACAACAGGCGAAGGAUAACAGGUCUGCUUUAAGAAUGAAGAAACAACAACAGGUAAAUUUGAUAAUUGU